Salvia hispanica is the source of this 639-nucleotide messenger RNA. RefSeq lists its product as uncharacterized. The record is from RefSeq and is a predicted model, not a curated record. NCBI's taxonomy places the organism in Eukaryota, Viridiplantae, Streptophyta, Magnoliopsida, Lamiales, Lamiaceae.
AUGGAUUCCGACAAUGAAAAUUUUCAACGAGCAAUCGAUGAGGAGUUCGAAGAACUCGUUGCAGCGGUGCAAGCUGAAGCGGACGAGGAGGAGGCGGCAUUGGCGGAGGCGGCGGCGGCGGCGGUCCCUCGGCCGAUCUACCGUCAGAGGUAUAUCAACCGUGACCAUGCCGGAGCCGACCAGCGGUUGAUGGAAGACUACUUCGGCGAUAACACCCCUCGGUACAGAUGCUUCACCUUGCGUCAUGAUGCCACCGGUCGACCCGGAUUGUCGACAUAUCAAAAGUGCACGGUGGCAAUUAGGCAGCUUGCCUUUGCCGGGCCUGCUGACAUGUUCGACGAAUAUCUGCAGAUGGGCGAAACGACUGCCCUUAAGACGCUGAGACAGUUUUGCAAGAGUAUCAAAGCAAUCUUCAAAGGGGAGUAUCUACGGAAACCAACGGGCGAGGAAUGCCAGCGACUGAUAAAUAUGCACGGGACUGUGCAUCAUUUUCCGGGCAUGAUGGGCAACAUCGAUUGCAUGCACUGGGAGUGGAGGAACUGCCCGGUGGCUUGGAAGGGGCAAUUCACUUCUGGUUUAAAAGGGCGACAUCCCACGAUGAUCCUUGAAGUCGUUGCUGACUACCGCUUGCGAAUCUGA